AUGGAUUCACCAAAAACUGUUCCACUUACUCCCACGUUAAUCACUGUUUCAUCCACUGCGACUCUUCCCACUUCUUCGUCCGAAUCUCCUUGGGAUUCUUUUUCAAAAUUCGUCGACAACAUAUUUUUAGUAGAGUCCAACCAGAGUGAUUAUGGAGUAGCCACGGGAUUUAUUGAGGAUGAAUCCCAACCUUUUGUAUUUUCUUCUCCAGAGUUGAAUGCGGAAACUAUUGAAUCAACGCUUUCGAAAAGGACUCCCAAUUUUGAGUCAUCUAACACUGCACAAAUUGAAGCCUACUGUAAUCCAGAUCUUGUGGACGAUAUCUUGGCGGAGUUGCAAGAGGUUGCUGGGACAAGCAUAAUCCAAGCUUUUUCCAAUAAAGAUGAACAACCUGAAGUUUAUGAAGAGCAGUCAUCUUUUGAAUUCUGUAGUAACCAAUUUGGUUUAUCCACCUCAAAGGCUUAUAAGGAACAGGGGAGUGAAGAUUUAUGUGAACAGGAUGGUAGUGCUAUCUAUCAGGAUUACUCAGAUUUUGUGCCUCGAUCUUGUAAUGAACAGUUAUGCAGUGCUACUUCACAUGGAGCCUAUGAAUGCAAUAGCAAUGAUGCAUUUUGGAGAGCUUUUCAGGUUGGUCAACCCCUACACGGUAUGCGUCAACGUUACCUUCAAUCUAAAGAAGCUGCAGCCAGUGCUCCUCAAAACAAUUUUCCUUCAAAUUAUACAAUCAAUGCUGAGAUGACAACACAAUAUCCAUGCUUGGUUGAGGACACAGACCUCUCAGUUAUGAACUUCGAAGCAACAUUUAACAACAGAGUACCAGCAGCAGCCAAUUCAUCUCAUUUGGUGCGGACACCACUACGUCCUGCAUCUGUUGGCAACCCUCUCUUGCAAGCUCCCCAGCCUUCAGGUAUAGGGUUGCACCCAAAUAGCGUCAUUUUGGAGCCCUGCAAUGCUGUUGUAGGACGUACCAACAAGGCCAUUUCAUUACCAAAUUCCUUCAUUUUGGAGCCCUGCAAUGCUGCUGCUGUCAAAGCCGAGACAUCUGAAACUCCACAUGACACAAGAGAUUCUGACUUCAACCAAUCCCCUAAUCUUGAAAAGAUCAGUAAAGUUCUUCCCAGAAGGAAAAGGAAGAGAAGCUCAGUCAAUAACAAUGGCGAUGAUGCAAAACGUUGCAGCUGCACAAAAUCAAAGUGCUUGAAACUGUAUUGCGAUUGUUUUGCUGCUGGGAUGUAUUGUUCUGAGUCUUGUUCUUGUCAAGGAUGCUUUAACAAUCCAAAAAAUUUACGAACUGUUCUUGAGACGAGGCAUCAAAUUGAAACCCGAGAUCCACUUGCAUUUGCUCCAACGGUUAUUGAGGACCGUAAUGAGCUUCCAGUAAAUAAUGAGAACGGAAGCCUAUCGACUCCACCCUUGGCUAGACAUAAAAAAGGUUGCAAAUGCAUAAAGUCUAUGUGCUCUAAACAAUAUUGCGAAUGCUUUCAGGCUAAUGUUGGAUGCACAGGGAGAUGUCAAUGUAAUGACUGUAGGAAUGACCAUGGCAAGAGAGAAGUGAACUGCAUUGAAAAAGAAAAAUUUUAUGGGACUCCAGAGGUGGUGCCAACUGGAAAAGCUGAUGUUGGAAGCGUGGAAGGCAGCUUGAUUUAUGAACAUGAUGCGACGGCAUUAAGGAAAGAUAUCUCCCCCUCUGAGUUCUGUAGUCAACAACUCAACUCCCCGCAAACACCAUCGUUCCAAUACUCAGGUUACGAAACGGAUCCCCUAAAAUCCUGGAUCGUGCCCGGAAUAUGUCGCCCCUCACCCGAAUUUGAUACGGCAAGCUCGUCUACUCCAGAUUGCUACGACAAGUUUGUAGAACCAAACACAGACAUAAUGGAUGCAAAUUCUUGCCAAUGGCGGCAGCAGCAGAUCAAUUCAACGCCAUUCAUACCAUCCAAGCCAAAGGGUUGUACAAGCAUGUCACGUACCGACCAGCUACGCAUUGGAAGUAGUUCACCCGACACGCCCCCAGUUCAGGAAGGCCAGAAGACGUCCAUUAAUGGAGGCUCUCCAGAAACAAAUAUGGCUUCUUUUCCCCCUCAUUAUGGUAACAACGAAUAUGAGGUUGGGAUGAAUAAUUCUUUGGGGAGGAUGGAGCGCCGUAGAUAUAUAGUGAAGUCGAUGCCUCCCUUCCCGCACCUCACCCCACGCGACAGAUGA
Messenger RNA from Cucurbita moschata (crookneck pumpkin), 2199 nucleotides. Its product is annotated as protein tesmin/TSO1-like CXC 2. Lineage: Eukaryota; Viridiplantae; Streptophyta; Magnoliopsida; Cucurbitales; Cucurbitaceae. The record is from RefSeq and is a predicted model, not a curated record. Gene Ontology annotation, molecular function: DNA-binding transcription factor activity. The transcript has 10 exons. The coding region runs from base 1 to 2199 and encodes 732 amino acids.